Messenger RNA from Amblyraja radiata (thorny skate), 4718 nucleotides. RefSeq names its product cold-inducible RNA-binding protein-like. The record is from RefSeq and is a predicted model, not a curated record. The transcript has 11 exons. Gene Ontology annotation, molecular function: RNA binding. NCBI's taxonomy places the organism in Eukaryota, Metazoa, Chordata, Chondrichthyes, Rajiformes, Rajidae. Bases 1719 to 2207 code for a protein of 162 amino acids.
GAAUCAAGAUCAUCAUCCUUUUGGCUCUUGAGUUUUGGAACAGCAGAAAGCAGUUGUCUUCUGAACUUGUCUGUUUAAUAUUAUCAAAUUUAUUGACAGUAACUUCUGACUUGAAUGUGCAUUUACUUUUAGGUCAACACUGACCAUUUCAGUUUAUUUAUCACAAAAUUUUCACGUUCAGGCCGAUAGGCUAUAAAGACAGACCUGAUCACUCUUCUUUUUGCCCUUUUUAUCCAUUUUUUUCCUUUGCAUUUUUGAUGCUUGGCCUUUUCCAUUUGCUAUCUAUAAUCAGUAGGCUUUUUUUCCGGAGUUGCAGAGUAUUUGACUUUUUUUGGAAUAAAUUUAUACAUGGACUUUCCUGAUGGUAAAUCAACAUUCAGUCGUUCUGCCUGUCACUGAAAAUUGCUGUAGAAUGUUCAAAGCUGCUGGAUCUUGCAUACUUUACAUGUUUAGAAACAAUUUACAAAACUGCAUUCAUUUCUGAUGGGCUUGUUUUUGGAAAAUUAUAUACUGAUAAGUUGGUCAUUUAUUCAUGCUGUAUUUCGUGCUGAGGAUGAAACCUUUUUUUUGUAUACACUUGGUUUUUUGGAAACUGAUUAAAGAACUUGCCCAAAGAUCUUGUGGCUUUUAAUCAACCGUAAGUGCUAUAGUGAAUCCUGUUAACAGAAGUUUGGGGUGUCUGGAUGAAGAACAUGUAAUCCAAUUAUUAACUUAUUACUAUUUGCACUUUAAGCUCAAUAUUUUUUUAUUUAGUGCAUGAAGAUUUACCAAAAAGUACGAGGAAAUCAAAUACAUUCCUAAAAAGCAAUUAGUUUAUAUAAUAGCUCUAUGAUUAAAAACCUUUCUAUAGUGGUAGAAAUUCAGAUUUGACAAGAUUAGAAACCACUGAGUACCCUAUACUUUGAACAGUGAGGAUAUUUGGGACUGACAUUUUGGAGGUGAUAUGCAAGGAAAAUGAAAUCAUGGUCUUUUUACAAAUUAUUUCUUCCUUAAGACGUUACCCUAGUACUCCCACUCUCUAGCUGAGCUCAUCUUUAUUAAACUUUUAUUAAACUAAAACCUUGUAUCAUUAAAUUUAUUUUUUAGGAAAGCAUUUUAGUUUAAAUAUAAGAAACCACUUGGCUCACUCUAUUUAACUAGUAUAUUAACAAAUUGUGAUGUGACUAAUUUUAUAGAUAAAGGAAUGUCCAUUAUAGAUUAAACAACCGUGUUAGUGUGAUUAAUUAAAAUGAAUUCAUUUUGCAUAACUGUUCAAGAAAUUCCCAACACCAUUGUGGAAAAGUAGCCAAUUGACACUUUGGGUGGAGAUGUAAAUCACUGUUCUAUCAAAAUGCUGAAGAUUUUUAAAAUGGUUCUAGUUUGGAACUUAAACUCUUCCACCUUUCUCCCCUUCCCCAAGUAUUUUGGAUUCUCACCUGUGAGUACUUCCUGCUUGCAUUGACCUUUUAACCCUGUGCAGUAAUAACAUUAAGAUAUCAACCCAUAUUUCCUGUCAAAGAUUUUUCAUAUACUUUAUAAAGUCAAGAUUUUUGCUGGCUCUGAUGAAAGUAGUGGCAUUGAAGAAUGACGUAUUCCUCCUGCAAAGAAACUUCAGCUGGUUAUGACUAAUGCACCAAUGGAUAUAAGCAUAGCCUCGAGAAUAAAAAAAGGUGAAGAGAAAAGACUUGUGGUUCAAUUUUUGGAAGAGAUGAUGUCGCAUUCAAUGAAUGUGAAGCAGAAUGUCGGACGAAGGCAAGCUCUUUGUCGGUGGACUCAACUUCGACACGAACGAGCAGUCGCUGGAAUCCGUCUUCUCCAAAUAUGGGCAGAUCUCCGAAGUUAUUGUCAUUAAAGACCGGGAGACACAACGAUCAAGGGGUUUUGGUUUCGUCACGUUUGAAAAUCCUGAUGAUGCAAAGGAUGCUAUGUUAGCUAUGAAUGGGAAGUCUAUUGAUGGGCGUCAGAUUAGAGUGGAUCAAGCUGGAAAAUCCUCUGGAGACCGUUCCCGGGGUUAUAGAGGUGGAAAUGCAAGCAGCCGUGGGUCUUUCCGUGGUGGGUCUGGGCGUCGAACACGAGGGUUUUCUAGAGGCAGUGGUGGAGACAGAGGGUACGUCGGACGCUAUGAUUCAAGAAGUGGUUACUCGGGAUCGAAGGAUUACCAAAACAAAGAUAGGAGUCAAUGGAGCUAUGGCGGUAGUGGCUCUUACCGGGACAGUUAUGACAGUUAAGCUACACACAACGAAUAAAUAAAUCUUCUUGACUCAAGAUCGUCCUUCCUAUGGCUGUAUUUAUAAAGAUUUUCGAAGCUUCGUGGAAUCGCAUUGUGUACUUGUAUUCUCAUACCUUGUAGUAUUUCAGUUUGGCCUUGUUAAUCACAGCCUGACAGCUUCUGACAUGAGGAUGCACACUUAAGUGUUGUCUCAGUAAUUUUGGAAUUAAACGAGCUAACAAACAGUAGCAUGCUCAGGCACUUGACAAAGCCCUCGUUAAUUUGCGUUUUUAAGCAAUAUUGCAAGGUUUUCAUUUUAGUUUAGAUCAGUUUCUUUAUUUUAAUGUUAACAUUGCUCAAAACAUUUCCAGAAAGUUUAGCUAUUUCUGAAUUGAGUGGAGGUGACUGGAAUUUUGGUGGGGAAAAAUGCAAAAAAGGGUUAACAGUGUGUUCUCAGUCUAUUUUUAUGGUAAGCAAACUGAUGUUUUAUAGAAGCUGAACAAGCUGUGGUGUUUAUUUCAAAAUAAAGGCUCAUAUAGCCACUUAUUCUUGUAAAAGGGUGUCAUUUGAAACGUUCCUUUAGUGUAGCAAGGUAGGAAAACAACAUGGGAACCGAAGAUAUUGCCUGCCUCUCAAACCGCCUUGAUACUGCUGAAGAUAAAUGGUAUCUUUUUUUACGUAAUUGGACAUCUGUGCAUCUUUCAGUAGUUUCAAGCGUUCUGUACACUGUAAACAAAGUUAAUCAUGUUCCAGAUUCUUCAAAAUUAACAUAUGAAGUUCUGAGCAAUGUAUCUUUAUAAGAUGGACAUGUACUGGAUGAGAAAUAUUUGGAAAUGGCUUUUUGUGUGUAUGUUCAAGUGGUUUAGAGUUGACCUUUUUGUACUGGAAACAGGCUUCACGAAGCCUCAUUAAAAGAAAUACCUGACUUAUAACGCUGAUCUUCCUGUAGUUGGAUUCUUGUGGGAUGUGAUAUAGUGGAAAGAGUAUAGGAAAUGUUAACUCCAUAGUUGGAAAAACAGUGGGCGAAAGGAAAUUUUAUAAUUGAAUGUUGCCGGGGGAGGUGUAGGGAAUGACCCUGGUGUUAGCAGUGAAGUUAAGUAUCACUGUUCAGUUGUCAGAGUAGAGCCAUGUAGUUGAUGCCCCACUUAACCUUCACAACUAAAAUAAAGGAUCAAAUUUCCCGCUAAGUUGUCUUGCCAUUACUGUAUAAAGUACCAUAGUGCAGUGUUAAAUAAUUUGGCCUGCACUAAAACCUCAACUGUCCCUUUGCAACAGUUAAAAGAAUAGAAAUAAAUCAGUACUGCUCAUUUUCUCCCAUGCUUGGCAUGCAUGAUGUCAUUACCAAUUUUGUGGUGCUGCGCUCUCCAUUACUUCAUUUUUGGAAAAGGGUAAAUUUUGAAGUGGAGGCUUCGUUUGUGCCAUUGCCAAAUUGGAGUAAAAAGCAUAUUUUUAAAAACUUUACGGCAGACAUUUCAGAAAGAAACAUCCCUUUUUUGAAAUCCUUCAAUCUUGUGUUCCUCAAAGGAUGGUGGCUUUGCAAUAAUGUUGAAACUUAUGAUAUCAAAAUAGAAAAUUUCCAUCUUUAACUUAAAUAUAAAGUUAUAAAACCAGUACUAAGAGCUGAAUGGUCUAGAACAGGAUCAGUUUAUGAUAAACACUGGGAUAAGUAUUCUAAUAAUUCAAAGGGAUUAUCUGCUGCUAUCAUAAAUUAAAUUUGGGCAUAUCUAAAUUUUGUGCAGUCAUCUGUUCAGGACGGUGUUCCAAGUCCAUUAAAGAUCUUUAUAACAAUUCACAACUUCUAAGGAUCUUUGCUAGCAUUUGGAAAGAAAUGGCCUUGGAGAACGAAGUGCUGUGCCACCUACAAUGAAACCUGUGAUGAAAACAGUACAUGGCUAAGUGCAAAUGUGGAUAUAGCCCUAGAUUUGAGAAUGAAAUAGUUGACUUCGUGUGAAUAAUGUUGAUAAUGGACCAGUGACAGAAUGCAAAAGCCUGUGGUGUCCCUAAUACGCUUAAUACGAAAGAAGCAAGCAAUUUCUGAAAUCCAAAAGUUUGAUGUGUGCAAUGCUGAGGAGAUAUAAAGGAAAAUAUCUUAGAAAUUGCAAGAAGAAAAUACGUAAGCAUUGUGCGCAGUCUGGAAUGUAAUGAAUUGCCUUUGUUAUAUCCACCGGCGAAGUAAGCAAGAAAAAAAUUGUGACUUUGCGGAGAAUAGGAGAUUCUGCUAGGCCUCUGAAUUGUAAAUAAAUUAAGGUUGCCGGAUAACUUUGGAGAGAUUACGACGGUCAGGCAACUGAAGUUAGCGCAAGGAUUUCCAGCCAUCUAAGCUGAAUCGAGAAGAUUCAGUCAAAACUUUGAGUUGGGAGGCAGAGGGGGGAGAGAAUUGUGUGAUUCUCUGCAUGUUACUGAAUGCUGUAUGAUGCAUCUGCAUGUGUUAAUAAUGGGAAAUGUUUUGGGUUUUUGCAAUGUAUUCAUAUUGUUCAUCCUCUUAACUUGGUGACUUUAACUGAAUCAAUAAAUAAACUAUUCCUUUGGA